AUGAUGGACCUCGGCGUUACAUCCUUGCCUUGGCUGUAUGGCUGUUAUGUCGUUGACGUACGUCACAGCCCAGCAGUGUUGCCGAACCGGAAAAGCCGAAAUCGGUAGACAGUGUCGUUGAAAUUCGGUAGAAUGGGUAGAAUCAACACAAAAUCCGUAGGAGGAAAAAAAUUAGGACCGUACCAGCGCCACCUUCAACUAACGAGCCAUGAACAGUAGAUAUGGCAACGCAGCUUUGGGGUCUUCCACAGACAGGUGUUUGCCGGGCUUUUCGUUUGUUUAUAUUCCUAACCUCCGACUUUUUGGUGCAAUUUUGUUGGAAAUCUCUGGGAACAGUGCAAUUCAUACAAACCAGAGUAAUCUACUUAGUUUUGCUCUUCAAACCGUG
Acanthoscelides obtectus is the source of this 388-nucleotide messenger RNA. The record is from the annotation of a GenBank genome assembly. NCBI's taxonomy places the organism in Eukaryota, Metazoa, Arthropoda, Insecta, Coleoptera, Chrysomelidae.